Molecule: messenger RNA, 957 nt
Organism: Thyridium curvatum
Lineage: Eukaryota; Fungi; Ascomycota; Sordariomycetes; Thyridiales; Thyridiaceae
Exons: 1
Coding region: 1-957 (318 amino acids)
Cellular component (GO): endoplasmic reticulum
Molecular function (GO): oxidoreductase activity
Source: RefSeq, a predicted model, not a curated record
AUGGAACAUCUCACAGCUGCCAAGUGCUUACAGGCCAUCGGCCUCGCUACCCUCAGCUACUUCGCCUACAAGAUCGUCCUCGAGAACGCGCUGUGGCUGCUGCCAAAGACACCCUUGACGCGAUACCAGCGACCCAGUGGAGCCUGGGUCUUCAUCACCGGUGCGUCCGCCGGCAUCGGACAGGGGUGCGCGCAAGAGUUUGCCGCCCGUGGCUUCAACCUCGUCCUGCUCGGCCACCUCCCCGCGGAGCUGGAGCAGACCAAAGCUCUGAUCCUCGCCGAGUCUCCGCAGGCGCAUAUCCGCAUCAUCGUCCUCGACGCCAUAACCGCGAAGCCGGCCGACAUCGAGGCGGCAUUGCAGUCCGUCGCGGACCUGCCGCUGACGGUCCUGAUCAACAACGUCGGCGGCAACCCCGUCGCGCGGCAGCCCGUGUUCAAGCGGCUCGACCAGUACACGGCGGCCGAGGUGACGAGCAACAUGGCCGUCAACGCGGGUUUCAUGGCGCAGCUGACGCGCCUCGCCGUGCCCGUCCUCGCGCGGAACGGGCCGUCGCUCGUCGUGAACCUGAGCUCGGGCGCCAAGACGGGUAUCCCGGGCGUGGCCAUGUACUCGGCGUGCAAGGCCUUUGUCCACGCGUUGAGCAAAGCUGUCGCCCGCGAGAUGAUCGCCGAGGGCAUGUCCGUGGACGUCGUGUCGCUGGUACCUGGUGAUGUCAAGACGCUGACUAAUGACGUCGUGCCCAAGGGCUCGCCGGACCCGAGGAGCUUUUCCAAGGUGCUGCUGGACAGACUGGGCACGGCGGUACGGAUGGGUUCGCUGGAGCUGUCGCCUUGGUACUUUCAUCAGGUGCAGAUAUGGCUUGCUGAUGUGGUGCCGGAGAGGGUGAUGAGAAAUGUGCUGGUCGAUAUGUUUAAGCGCAAGGCGAGGCAGACAGAGGCUGGGAAGAAAGAGCAGUGA